AUGAUUACCUGGCGUUCGAUCGCCCGCACCUUCCAACGUCACCAUGCGCCCUUCAGAGCCCAAGUACGGCAGUUGAGUCUGCUUGAACAGCACUCACACAAACUACUCCAAGAAUUCAAACUACCAGUUCCACCGGGAUUCCUAGUUACAACCCCAGAGCAAGCCAAGCAAGUUGUCUCCGUGAUAAAUGGACCAUCAGUGAUAAAAGCCCAAGUCCUUGCGGGCGGCCGCGGUAAAGGCAGAUUCUCCAGCGACGGCCAAAGCGGCGUCCGCCGAGUCGAGUCACCAAAUGAAGCUUUCAGAAACGCCACCAACAUGCUCGGUUACUACCUAACAACAGCCCAAACCCCACAAGACGGACUCAAGGUCGACAAGCUCUACAUCUACAAAGCCGUAUCCAUCGCACAGGAAUUCUAUUUCGCAAUGACAUUCGACAGGCAGCACACUGCACCCGUACUACUGAUCUCCUCGUCGGGAGGAACAAACAUCGAAUCGAACGUAGACAAGCUCCACAAACUCUAUUUCGGACUCUCGACCGGCAUAACCGACGAGAUCGACGCGUAUAUCCAAGCAGAGCUGGGAUUGUCAGAUUCUGAGAUGAAGGAUAUACAUCAGAUCCUGGUGCAGAUGCUUAAGUUGUUCAAGGAAAAGGAUGCGACGUUGCUUGAGUUGAAUCCACUGGUGCGCUCGGAGGAGGGGGAGUUUGUUUGUCUGGAUGCGAAGUUUGGAUUUGACAAUACAGCGCGGUAUAGACAGGAGGAGCUUUUUGGGUUGGAGGAACGAUCGCCGGAACAGGAGGAGGAGCGUCGGCUGGCGGAAUUGGGGCUUAAUUAUGUGCGGCUUGAGGGGAAUAUUGGGAAUAUUGUUAAUGGGGCUGGGUUGGCGAUGGCGACUAAUGAUCUUAUUAGUUUGUAUGGGGGGAAAUCUGCUAACUUUUUAGAUGUUGGGGGUACCACGACGAAGCAGGCUUUGUCAAAAGCGUUUGGGAUUUUGAAGAAGGAUGAGAGGGUUAAGGGGAUUUUGAUUAAUAUUUACGGUGGAAUCGUGCGAUGUGAUAUGAUCGCCGAGGCGAUUGUUUCCGCUGCUGCUGAGACGGGUGGAUUCAAAUGUCCGGUUGUGGUUCGGUUGCAGGGUACUAAUUCCGAGAAGGGAUUAAAGCUGAUCAAACAAUCUGGGUUGGAUAACUUGGUUGUAGAACCCGAGUUUGAGAAAGCCGCUCAGAGGAUCGUGAAGGAGACACCCAGUGUUGAAUAA
This is a messenger RNA of Penicillium egyptiacum, 1254 nucleotides long. The record is from the annotation of a GenBank genome assembly. Lineage: Eukaryota; Fungi; Ascomycota; Eurotiomycetes; Eurotiales; Aspergillaceae.